AUGUCUUCGUCGUCGAGCGAUCGGCCGCCAAAAGGGGCAGAUAAUUAUGGUGGCGACGCCAGUCGCAACUUUAAUGAAAGCGACUAUGAGGCGUUCAAGAUAUUUGCUGGAGGUUUGAACCGCAGCACCACCGCAGAAACUUUAAGAGACCACUUUGGACAAUACGGUACCGUAGUCCAUUCAGAAAUUGUAGCCGAUAAAACUACCGGCCGUUCUCGUGGGUUCGGUUUUGUGACCUUUAGCAAUGAUGCGGCGUUGAAGUCCGUUUUGGCUACCAGCCACAAAAUUGACAACGUAGUUGUUGACGUAAAGCAAGCAAUAAAGAAAGAACGUGCUCGUGAUUUGGUUCCGACACGUGAGGACGUGAACCGUAUAUUCGUUGGCGGUAUCUCUGAUACCGUAACCGAAGAGGAGUUUAAAGAGUACUUCGAGAAGUUUGGUCCCGUAAUGAACUACAACUUUAUAGUAGACAAAGCGACGAACAAGCCGCGUGGAUUCGGUUUCAUAAUUUACGAAAACCCAAGUGAUGUUGACAAAGCAAUUGGUCAUCACACCAAACUGGGGCGCAACUGCGAGGCAAAAAAAGCACAGCCACGCCCCGCUCUAGCCAAGGGUAUGAUGCACCCGGGACACGAUAACUUUGACUACGCCGCGUAUUACUAUGCGCAAGCAAAUAUGAUGUACAACCCUUAUUUCGCGCAAAUGUACGCGAAUGGCCAGAUGCCUUUUUUCAAUCCAAUGUACCCAUACAACUGGCAAGGUGAAGAGAAUGGCGGUGACGAGAUUCCUAGUGGUAGAGGUGGAGGAGAAGACGAACAACGUAGCGGUAGGGAUAAGCGGUAUCACAAGUCAUCCGAUCACUAUUCAAACGGGCCAUCUCGCGGUAAUCACCGCAAGAUCCCCCGUACAGAGCCGUAUUAG
Molecule: messenger RNA, 921 nt
Organism: Babesia sp. Xinjiang
Lineage: Eukaryota; Apicomplexa; Aconoidasida; Piroplasmida; Babesiidae
Product: putative RNA-binding protein
Exons: 1
Coding region: 1-921 (306 amino acids)
Molecular function (GO): RNA binding
Source: RefSeq, a predicted model, not a curated record